AUGGACGGGUACCACGGUGGCUCGAAUCAAGACGGCGACUUCAACGACGGCUCCUUGGACAACGCUUCUGGCUAUAGAUACGGCUCCGAAACCAGGGACUUCCUGUCCCAGGCGCUGCCGUACGCCGGAUCUGGGGCCCACACCGGCUUUCGCAACAACUCCGGCGACGUCUUCGGCUACGGCUUCGGCAGCAAGGCGCCCUCCCUUAGCCACCUGGGGUUCAGCGAGCUGGACCUCAACGCUAGCCAUUCGUGGCCGGGCUUGGCUCGUUACCAGGAGAUCCUCCAGUCCCCGGCUGAAGACGGCGGCAGCGGCAGCGCUCACGACCCCCCUCCCAUGCGCGUGCCAUCCCGCGCCGGCAGGGGUUCCCUCGGCCUCCGACCUCCUCGCCGCCGCGUGCCUCCCCUGGGGCCUCAUGGUGAUGAGGCAGGCGGCUCGGCUGGCGGUUCCAGGAGGGCCCGGCAAAGCGUCAUGCCCUAG
Miscanthus lutarioriparius is the source of this 480-nucleotide messenger RNA. The record is from the annotation of a GenBank genome assembly. NCBI's taxonomy places the organism in Eukaryota, Viridiplantae, Streptophyta, Magnoliopsida, Poales, Poaceae.